Antrostomus carolinensis (chuck-will's-widow) is the source of this 888-nucleotide messenger RNA. RefSeq names its product family with sequence similarity 53 member B (gene FAM53B). Gene Ontology annotation, cellular component: nucleus. The record is from RefSeq and is a predicted model, not a curated record. Gene Ontology annotation, biological process: protein import into nucleus; positive regulation of canonical Wnt signaling pathway. The transcript is spliced from 4 exons. The annotation marks the transcript as partial. Lineage: Eukaryota; Metazoa; Chordata; Aves; Caprimulgiformes; Caprimulgidae.
AUGGUGAUGAUCUUAACCAAAACUCGGGAAAACAAAGGUGCUGACUCUGUAACAUGCAGGACUGAGCUGCACACUCCAAAGAUGAGUCAAGGACCUACCCUCUUCUCUUGUGGCGUGAUGGAAAUGCAAACAAUUGGCUGUGCUAGGUACAACUGGGAUUUUCAAGGCAACCUUGAAGAGCUGCUAAGCCCAGGUUGCUGCAGAAGGCUCGAGCAGCCGGGCGCCAGCAUCUGGGACUGCUUGUCGGACAAGGGUGAGGAGGGCUCACGUUGGCCGAGGGAGACGGCCAGCACCUGCUCUGUCACCAACCUGAUCAAAGACCUCAGCCUCAGCGACCCCCACGGCAACCCCUCGGCACCCCCCAGCAAGCGCCAGUGCCGCUCGCUCUCGUUUUCAGAUGAAAUGUCGAACUGUGGGACCUCGUGGAGACCUUUAGGCUCAAAGGUUUGGACCCCAGUUGAGAAACGACGGUGUUAUAGCGGGGGGAGCGUGCAACGCUACUCCAACGGCUUCGCCACCAUGCAGAGGAGCUCCAGCUUCAGCCUGCCAUCACGGUCCAACCCGCUCUCCUGCGAGCAUCCCGCCCUCAGCACGCGGCUGGGAUGCCAGCUGAGGAAAUCGACCACUGGUGGGCACAGAGGAGACCGGGUGGACAUGCAGAGGUCCCUCUCCUGCUCUCACGACCGCUUCUCCUCCUCGGAGUACUGCCCUCCCUCGGCAAGCAGCACGCCUGCCUCCACGCCGGAGCUGGGGCGACGGGCUGCUGGGCUCUCCCGAAGCCGCUCGCAGCCCUGCGUCCUGAAUGACAAAAAGGUUGGGGUCAAGCGACGGAGACCAGAGGAGGUUCAGGAGCAACGGCCCUCGCUGGAUCUCGCCAAGAUGACCCAG